Messenger RNA from Calypte anna (Anna's hummingbird), 8351 nucleotides. It is a transcript of the gene KBTBD12, whose product is annotated as kelch repeat and BTB domain containing 12. Lineage: Eukaryota; Metazoa; Chordata; Aves; Apodiformes; Trochilidae. The record is from RefSeq and is a predicted model, not a curated record. The transcript is spliced from 6 exons. Gene Ontology annotation, molecular function: protein binding. Bases 117 to 1979 code for a protein of 620 amino acids.
AACCAAUUCAAUCUGUGGCACAAGAGCCUGAUCCUGCAAAUAUUUAAGCUGAAAUAUACCUGAUGAAGACCUUGAAUUUUGGAAAGAUUUAAAACCAGGAAGUUUGAAGAUAAACCAUGGAUCAUAAGGCUGAGGAGAAAAGAAAGCAGCGUCAUAGCUUGACUUUAUUGGAGCAAGUAAAGAGAAUGAAGGAAUCAACAGAGAUAAUUGAUGUUGUCCUCAUUGCAGAAGGUGAGAAAUUCCCUUGCCAUAAGGUAGUGCUGGCAGCCUUCAGUCCCUAUUUCAAAGCCAUGUUCACCUGUGGCUUGGCCGAAUGCACGCAGAGAGAAGUGGAGCUGUAUGACAUCUCUGCAGAAAGUGUGUCUGUCAUCCUCCAUUACAUGUACAGUGCAGAUUUGCACCUCACGAAUCAGAAUGUGCAGACUGUUGCGCUUGCUGCAUAUUUCAUGCAGAUGGAAGAAGUUUUCAGUAUGUGUCAGAAGUACAUGAUGGACCAUAUGGAUGCUUCUAACUGUGUGGGCAUCUACUACUUUGCAAACCACAUUGGGGCAGAAGAUUUAGCUGAUCAAGCAAGGAAAUACUUAUAUCAGCAUUUCGCCGAGGUGAGCUUGCAGGAAGAAAUAUUAGAGAUUGAAUUCCAUCAGCUGUUGUCUCUCAUAAAAUCAGAUGAUCUGAAUAUUUCCAGGGAGGAGAGCAUUCUGGAUCUCGUCAUUAGAUGGGUCAAACACAGCAGAAACUCGCGUGUAGAGCACCUUACUGAGCUCCUGAAACAAGUGAGGCUGGUACUUGUCAGCCCUUCCUUUCUUGUGGAAGCCAGGAAAAGGAACACCAUGAUCCUGUGCAGCUCAGAAUGCAAUGAGAUGUUUGAGGAAGCCCUGAAAGCCAUCAAGCUCUCAUCCAGGAACCCUCCUCUCAGCCUGCGGUACGGCAUGGAGACGACUGAUCUCCUGCUCUGCAUCGGCAACAACUCCCUCGGCAUUAGGUCAAGACAUGGUAGCUAUGCAGAUGCCAGCUUUUGUUAUGCUCCUGCAACACAGAAGACUUACUUCAUUUCCUCUCCAAAGUAUGGAGAGGGUUUAGGAUGUGUUUGCACUGGCGUUGUCACCGAGAAUAAUGAUAUUAUUGUGGCAGGAGAGGCAAGUGCUGUCAAAAUGUCUAGACAAAAGACCAGGAACAUCGAAAUCUAUAGAUACCAUCAGCGAGGAAACCAGUUUUGGCACAGUCUGUGCAGCACCCAGCACCGGGAACUCUAUGCCCUGGGCACUAUCCAUAACGAUCUCUAUGUAAUAGGAGGGCAAAUGAAAGAGAAAAAUCAGUAUGUGGUCACCAACUGUGUGGAGAAGUAUUCCAUGGAGCAAGGCACCUGGAGAAGAACGGCGCCUCUGCCAGUGCCAUUAGCCUGCCAUGUGGUGGUGGCAGUGAAGAACAAGCUCUACGUGCUGGGGGGCUGGACACCACAGAUGGAUCUGCCUGAUGAUGAGCCCGAUCGAUUAAGUAACAGAGUAUUUCGGUACGACCCGGGCCAAGACAAAUGGACAGAAGGGGCACCAAUGAAGUACUCCAAAUAUCGCUUCAGCACAGCCGUAGUCAACAGCGAGAUUUAUGUCUUGGGAGGAAUUGGGUGCCUUGGUCGUGACAGGGGACAGACACGAAAAUGUCUUGAUGCAGUGGAGAUUUAUAACCCUGAUGGAGACUUCUGGAGGGAUGGACCUCCUAUGCCUUCUCCCCUUCUCUCCUUACGAACGAACUCCACCAGUGCAGGCUCCGUGGAUGGGAAGCUGUACCUCUGUGGAGGAUUUCAUGGAGCAGCUCGUCAUGAAGUUAUCACCAAAGAGAUCCUCGAGCUGGAUACAUGGGAGAACCAGUGGAACGUGGUGGCCAUCAAUGUUCUCAUGCACGACAGCUACGAUGUCUGCCUCGUUGCUAGGCUGAACCCACGGGAUCUCAUCCCUCCUCCUCCAGAUUUGGUGGACCAAUAGAAGUUCAGUGACUUUCAAUGCUUUCAGAAUCUGUAGAAACUGAAGAAUUGAGGGGGGAAAAUGCUGCAUUGGCUCUGGAUGACAGCUGAGUCCCACAAAAAGGAACCAGCCACACAUGCUUAAGGACAGAAUUGCCUUGGAGCUGUGCUUCUCAGACUGCUUAAUUUGCUAGUACUGGUACUCCAGACUUGGGUGAUUGAAAUUUGAGGUUUGCCAGCCUGUGUGUGUGGCUCUUCAUCUUCCACCUGGCUGUGUAAGCUCCAGUGCUGGGCACAGCCUGGGCUUCUGGGAUCCUUUGCCUCACAGGCACAGCAACAGCCCAGAGCUCAUUUCACAGCAGGGCAUGACACAGGAAGGAAAACUCUAGCCAGGGAAAUCCCUCCUUUGCUCUUCAUCCCACCUGGUUCCACUAAGCUACCAAUGCAGCUAAGAAAUAUAUUAAGUCAGCUGAUGAAAACCAGCCCAGCUGUACCAAAGGGGCCCAGACUGUACUUGACUGAUGCAGGAGCAGAGGAAAAAUGGAGAAGAGCCUUUUUGUUUUAAACAAACAAACAAAAAAACUUAGCCAAGCUUCAUUAGCCAAGUACACCAGCUACUACAAACAUUGCCCAAGCCACAGACAGGAGAGUCAGGAGAUUCUGUCUGUGCCAGCAGAGCUGAGCCUGUGCUUGUAGAAAAGCAGUGUUUUGGCAAGCAGUUACAAGUGAAGCUCCCAGCAGAGUUAGUAGGCAGUCUGUACCAAAAGCAAGAAGAAUUCUGCAUUUACACAUAGAUCCUACCUGUUACAAGGUCUAAUGUGCCCAGAUUCUUAAAGCUUAGUUAGAAAAAGCUCUUCCUUCAAGAAUGGGAUAUAAACUAAAAUAUGAUAAAUGAGACCAGUAUUAUCUGCAUAGCAGCUCUGCAGCUACAGGCAAAGAAUAGAUGUGCUGAACAACUGUUUAUGUAGCAGUAGCUGGCUUUAUAGAAGUAGCUUUAAUGAAGUAGCAUAAGGAAAAUUCUUUUCUUAAAGAAUUGGCUAUAAUAACAGGAAAGAGGUAUAAUUCAAACAGUGUUUCUUAAGGCUGUGUAAGCCUUAAUGGGUCUUGAAGACCAUAGAUUAGAGAGAAAAUUGUUAAAAGUACUGCUACCCCCUUUAAAUUACUAAUAGCUAUUAAUGACUUUUCUGGUGCCAGGCUUUGUGUAUCUGUCACCACUUGGGCAGUGUGAACAAGAGAGCUGGAAGUCUCAGUUGUGCUCCUUGGCCAUAAUUGCAAUGAUAUUAUGCUGCAGUGCACAGUGAGUGGCAGAGGCAAAUAUUAAGAGUAGUCUGUGAAAUAGUACAAGAAUGAUCAUUGCCAGCAAGAAGUUGCUUUUGGUGUCCACAAAAGCAGCAACAAAAUUAGAAGGAAAUAAUUGGCAAAGAAAUGAGGGAACCCCUCAGACAAUCCCAAAAAGUGAGGGAACCCCGUCUGUCAUCACUUGCAGGACUUGCACUUAAGAGCAUUUCCAUUUUCUUUUUCUUCAGCUGCAUUUUAGGCUGCAAAAAUACCAGCUGGUUGUUUUUUUGGUUGAUUGGUUGGUUUUUUUUGUGGAGGGGGCCGGGGAGCUUGCAAUGCUUAUGGCAGAGAGAUGGGAGGAUGACCCAAAAGCCCUUUACCAAUUCUUAAUUUUCUGGGUCAUGAACUAUAGUCUGAAAUACCCAGUGGGAAUAUUAAACUGUAAUAUAAAAACAAUUAGCAGGAAGGUCACUACAGUUUACCUGAUAACUAUAGUAGGGCACUGAGAACUUCUCAGACAGUAAGGGAUUUAGUGGAGAUGAAACUAAAUAAAACAUUUAGAAAAGGAGUAAAUUUGAGAGCCUCACAGCUAAUCUCUUUUCUGCCUUUAUGUUUCCCAAGCAGAGUGUGUGUCAGCCUGAACAUAUACUCAAGUGUUUGCAUCAUUUCUGUAUCAUCCAGCCAUUCUUUUUUCUUUCCAUUAUUCAUGUGGAGGUCAUCAACUGUCUAGAACAAAGUUGUGACAAAGAUGAACUUCAGUGAUGCAAUUUAGUGAUCAGUUCCUAGGGUCUUUACCACUCUGGUAGCUAGGUGCAGGUGUAAGUAUAAGAUCAGGAAGGCCAGCUCAGCUUUAAUGUGUUUUUAAACAAAACUAAUAGAAAGUUUUUCCAAUUAGUAAUCCAAUAUUGGAAAUACUUUUUUUUUUAUUAUUUUUUACUUUCAUUGUUACUGCAAAGUAAAGAUUAUCUCAUUCUAAUUUCUCUACAGAAAAGGUUUCAAGGUGGCUGGAAGCAAUACUCUUGAACAUCAGUUAAGUGUUUCCUUGUGAAAUUUCAAAAUCUGCAACUGUAGAUUUUGUACAACUAUUCUCUACAACUGGUUUUGCUUUCACUCUAUUUGUUUUAAGAAAGAAUUAUUUAAAGUGGUUUUUUUUUGUCUUCAGUCUCUGCUCUGUGGCUUCUUCUUGACAAUUCAAACCCUCCUGUGGUUUAAAGCCUGAGUUAGCCUGCUGGAUUUCACUCUCUAAAAGACAGCCUGCUUAGAAUAUUUCAAGGAGAGAAGGGAGACUUUUGCAGGAUUUCAUUAGUUAUAUACAUAUGGAACACAGCUGAGAUUCCUCUAGUAAACUUUAAUUCCAGUAGUGAGCUGGUAAUCUCUUUCCCACUUCAUAUGUUCUGCCUUUUAGACUGGUAUUGAAUGAGGUGGAUGGAAGGAAAGUAUGUACUCCCAGAAGGUCUGGCUCUGGAACUGGAGAGAGUAAUUGCAUGGUUUUUUCUACUGGCCUUACAAGCAGCCACUUUGAGCUGUGGUGAGCCUGGCAAGUGCCCUGCCCACACCAAGCAUCCUGGUUCCUGCUGCCCAGGGGGUGGCUGGCAGUGGGGACUCUUGUGUGUCCACAUCUCUCUAUUUCUGCCUAAGUCCAAACAUCUACUACUAUGUAUCAAGCAAGGAAUUCUAUUCUUCUGCAUUAAAUAUCUAGAAUGGGGGAGGCAGCUCCAUGAUUUUGUGUAGCCCGUGUGUAGUUCAUGUUUUGCCCUUGGGGCAAUUAUGUUUCUAAACCAGUACUGGGAAGGGAAAGCUGGACUGAGGAAGGAAGGGAGCCGCAGAGAGCAUGCCUAUUGAGAGGUACAAGUCUGAGCCAAAAUCCUUUUGAAACUGUAUGAAUGCUGCAUGUCUGAGAUGUCCAUAGCUAAUCUUGCAUUGCUGGGAAAGUCUUUAAGAGUCUUGAUUUCUUCUAUUACAAAUCCUGAUGCAAAAGAAUGAUAUAGAAUAUGCAUUCUCCAAGCUUGUGAGUUUCACUGAAAUAAUAGUUUACUUGAGCCACUUUCCAUAUGAGCAGUAGUUAGCUGGGCAUUUAAUCUUAAUUCUAAAAGGCAAACAAAGCAGAGCUGGCAAGCUACUAGCAAUUUAAAUGAAUGGGGGAUUAUUAAGCAAAGGCAUGUACUUCAGUUUCACUUGAAAUGCUGAAGUGCAUCACUAGUUGCCAAAUAUGAAGAAAAGUGUUGGAGAGGUAGCUGGUCGCAAGGCACACGGUAAAGCAAAAAAUGAAAUGCUAUAAAAAGCUAAAUUGAAGCUCUCCAUUUUCAUCUCCAGCUAAUGUUCUGUUUUGAAAAUGUCCGUGUGUAGCUGAUUUCAUGAGGAUCCCUGCAGAUCUCAUCUCUGUUUUCAUACAUGUAGUCACAGGAACUGCCUGUAUCUGACUAUCAAUCCUUCCCUGUCACUGCUGUGACUGCCCUCACCUCAGUCCCUGCCCAUGACAGGCAAACACACAGACACAUUUUGUAUGUGUGCAAUUUUGAAAUUUAUGGGGUGGUUUCUGUAUUGUGUUCCAGCUCCAUUGUGCCACUCAGGAAGCCUUGAUUUCCCAACAGAAAAUUGCCUUGGAACACACAGAGCUGUCAGCUCCUCUAUCAGCACUCCCAAAUAUACCCCAGGUAAGAGGCUGAGGGAGCAUCAAAACCAAGAGACUGGCAGCAGAGAUGGGAUGUGCUCCCAGAAUGUUAAAACAUGCAGUAGAGCCAAAGUGGGCUGGAGCAUCUCUUCCUAGGAAGGGUUCAAACGUAGAAGGAUUUGGCCCUGGAUCUUCAUCUUAUAUUCUUUCUCUAUUUGAAACAUACAGUGAGAUCCUUGAUCACCUGAAAAGCAUCAAAACAAAUGCUAGAAUAAUAUAUUACAUUUUUAAUUUUCAAAUAUAUUCACAAAGAUUGGUGUUGGCUUUCUGCUGAUCUGGAAAACAAUGGCAUUCUUCUAAUAAGCUGUUUACGUAGUGAUUGCUAUGUUAGCUGUAGUGAUGGUUUGAUUCACAGGCUGCUCUCUUAAUGUAUUAUGUACCUCCUCUGAAAUUUUAUUUCAUGAACCACAAUGCUUUGAAUCACCAGGUUAGAAUUUCAGUUUCUCUCUUGAAAAUUUCUGUGGCUCUCCCUAUAGCUUUUCAAGUGGACUCUAGCUUCAGCUUCAAAGAAAAGCAAUCUCACCCCCAGUUGUGCUCAGCUGGAAGCAGUACAUAUGCAAUUUACUACCAUUUGACAGGUAGAGGUUGAAAGCAAAAGAAAUAUUGGAAAACGGUUAAAAUAUGCAUAGAUUGUACAUGGAACUACACUUCCUUAUUUCCUUAUGAAUAUGUCUUGGGUUGCUUCUCUGCCUGAGUGUCUGAUGGAAUAACUUAGUAAUGACCCAUGAUUGCAGCCACAGUAAAGUCCAUCCUGGGCCUUGGUGUUUGUGCUGCCAGUGCAGAGGGAACCAGUAUGGUGCUGAGGCUUCUGACAGGCUGGUCUGCCUCUAAAUAAAAGAUUACCUUCAAAUGAAAAUGUUUAAGUGUUCCAGGAUGUAUACCCCUAUGUGUUUUCUAUCUAUAUGUAUAAAAUUAUUUUAGAAGUUCUUUGCUGACAGCAGUAAGAUCCUUUUUUUAACACAUACCUGGCAACUCUGUCUUCAGCAUAGCUCAUCAAAGUCCUUUAAAUAAAUGACUGGUCUUGAAAUAUAUGGAACUAUUCCAGGCUUCAAGUAAAAAAGAACCUGAAAUUCCUUGCUGAGCUAAGGAACAACUGAGGUAAUCUUUUAGUCCUCACCUAUGUCUCUUUCCUUCUCCUUUUUUUUUCUGUCUGUAGCACUCCCCUCAGAAUCUCAGAGUAAUUUUGAAAGAUUUGUGCAAGUCUGUUCUGUUUCUCUUCCACCAACCCCAUUUCUGCCUCAGCCCACUUGUCUGACCAGCCCUUAAACUCCUCCUUUUCCCUUUUAGUUCCCCAGAAGAUGGGAACAAACACUCGAAGUAUUCACCAGGCUUCUCAGGAGCCCAUUCUUGCAGCAGCAGAUCAGCUUUGAAGGACAGAAGGAAGACCACAUCAGCUCCCUGGAUUUGAGGGCACGAACCUUUGAGCAGGUUCUAGCCCCAACCCAAAUUCUGUGGUUCAGUCUCACUGCAAAUGGAAACUGCCUGCUCUGCAGUGUUCCUGAUCCCCUGGCUAUGUCUGGGCUUGGAAGGCAGUGACCUGCAGCCUGCUCAGCCUUGCCACUGUCUCGCUAUGUGCUGCUGGUAAGUUUGACACUAAAUGCCUUGCAUACUGCAUGUGCCAUAGCUGUAAUGAUUGGAGGCACAAGCCAGUAUCAUUAUCUCCAGUUCCUGAACAAUAGUUACUGCUAAAACUGUCUGAAGCACAGAGGGAGGCACCUUCAUUAUUGCCUUGUAGCUCUCGUCUUAAAGCUGGAUUUUCUCCUGCAGUUUCAGUCAGGCCCCUUUUCACUAAAGAACCUGGUCUCCAAUUUAUCAGGUUUCAGUACUGAUAUCUUUUUCCCCACUCUUUUCCAUCUCUAGUAAUUUUUUGUAAGAAUGCAAGUGAUUUCACCAGCUUUUCUAUGCCUCCCAAGGCCACAGACUUUUCAUUACCAGGGUUGAAGUAAAGCCACUGGAGUGCCAGUCAGCUGCAUGACUUUAUUUUCUCAUUCAGCAGCUUUAUAGCAGAGGGAAUGUAUUUCAUACAUACAUACAUACAGUAGUGUGAGAGGAAACCACUUCCCACAUGCACAACUUCCUGACUCAUUCCUUUCACACGUGGCUAAAACAACUGCUGAAUCCAAACAUAAAAAGCUAUGAUACCCAUUCAGGAGGCUUUUCCAGGCUUUCCAGUAUGAGAAGGAGGAUCACAGAGGGAUGUCUUGUAACUAGACUGGGAAAUCUGAACCUCUGGGGUUUUCAGUUGGGUUACUUGGUUUACCUGGGCAUUUCAUCUCUGUGCCUAAGUUCACCCAUGUGAAAUAAUGAUAUAAUUCAUUUGUACUCAUUUUCUGGGUCUGCCCUGCUGUGGUUUUAGAGGGGGUGGCUUAUGGAUGGCUGUAAUGUUACGUUGAGCUUCAGAGGUCAAAAAGUGAAAUACAGUAGUAAAAUAUUAACAUUAUAGCA